UACUCUUCAUCCUGGAGAAGGAAAUGGAAGAUGAUUGGUGGAAUUUACAGUAUAUAUAGACGUCACUUCCGUUUCUCUUUCUCUUUUACCGUGAGGUACAGAACUCCAUACGGCGUUGUCUCGUGCUUUUCCACAUAACUCGUAACUUAGGAAAAGUGGUCACGAUGUCCGGAGGUCUGGAUGUGCUGCAGAUGAAGGAGGAGGAUGUGCUCAAGUUCCUGGCAGCCGGGACCCACCUGGGAGGUACCAACAUGGACUUCCAGAUGGAGCACUACACGUACAAGAGAAAGAGUGAUGGUGUGUACAUCAUCAACCUGAAGAAGACAUGGGAGAAGCUGCUGCUGGCUGCCCGUGCCAUCGUGGCCAUUGAGAACCCAGCUGAUGUCUGCGUCAUCUCCUCCAGGAACACUGGACAGAGGGCUGUGCUGAAGUUUGCGUCCGCCACCGGCGCCACCACCUUCCACGGUCGUUUUACCCCCGGAACCUUCACCAAUCAGAUCCAGGCUGCUUUCCGUGAGCCCCGCCUCCUGAUCGUGACAGAUCCCCGUGCCGACCACCAGCCCCUGACUGAGGCCUCCUACGUUAACAUCCCCACCAUCGCCAUGUGUAACACUGACUCUCCCCUCAGAUAUGUGGACAUCGCCAUCCCCUGCAACAACAAGGGCCACCACUCUGUUGGUCUGAUGUGGUGGAUGCUGUCUAGGGAGGUGCUGCGGAUGAGGGGCACGAUCUCCAGGGAACACCCCUGGGAGGUCAUGCCUGAUCUCUACUUCUACAGAGAUCCAGAGGAGAUUGAGAAGGAGGAGCAGGCCGCGGCCGAGAAGGCUGUUGGCAAGGAGGAGUUCCAGGGUGAGUGGACCGCCCCCACGGCCGACUUCGCCCAGCCCGAGGUGGCCGACUGGUCCGAGGGAGUGGCAGUGCCCUCUGUGCCCAUCCAGCAGUUCCCUGCUGGCAUUGAGGGUAAGAGCUUCACCGAGGCCGCUGCUCCUUCCAAGGCCCCAGCUGCAGCUGAAGGCUUUGCUGAGGAUUGGAGUGCCCAGCCUGCCACAGAGGAUUGGUCCGCUGCCCCCACUGCCCAGGCUACCGAGUGGGGUGGUGCCUCCGCUGAUUGGUCCUAAGUGGUGUCUAUCACUCGAGUCAAAAGCUGUGCUGUAAACAGUGACGUCAAUAAACUUGGCUUAUUGUUUUUAAACAUG
This is a messenger RNA of Oncorhynchus kisutch (coho salmon), 1196 nucleotides long. RefSeq names its product ribosomal protein SA (gene rpsa). The coding region runs from base 165 to 1118 and encodes 317 amino acids. Gene Ontology annotation, biological process: translation. NCBI's taxonomy places the organism in Eukaryota, Metazoa, Chordata, Actinopteri, Salmoniformes, Salmonidae. The transcript is spliced from 8 exons. Gene Ontology annotation, molecular function: structural constituent of ribosome; laminin receptor activity. Gene Ontology annotation, cellular component: small ribosomal subunit; ribosome. The record is from RefSeq and is a predicted model, not a curated record.